GAACUCAAAUCGGGCAGAGUCACAAGGCGGCCGGUAGUAAAGUGCGAAAUUAGUUUGUGCACUAUAGCAAGUAUACAGGUGGCUUAAGAUGAGGGACCCGGCUUGGUUGGAUAUGGGAAGAACCCGCGGGUACUUACUGCUGAUUGCGGCGGUCGCUGUAAUAUUACCAACUUACAUUGAACAGGUGACAAGCUUACCUAUCGAUCCGGCAAAUGAGUGGCCCACAUUUCCAAGGAGGAACAUUGCUGCUCUCGCAAGAGAUGGAUAUCUUAAAAGUUCUGGGUCUAGUUACAAGAGAAGUAUUUCAACGCUUGCUAAAAACGGAAUGCUACCAACUUACCGCUCACCAUAUCUUGAUACUGAUAAGCAAGAACCUGAUGACGAGCAAUCGGAAGAGAAGAGGAAUAUAGCUUCGAUUGCCAGACUUCGCAGUUACGCAGCCAUGAAACGCAAUAUUCAGGCGCUUGCACGAGAUGGUUACCGUUUUGGUAGAGGACAAUACACACAACAAAACGAAAAGCGCAACAUUGCAGCUCUGGCACGUAAUGGAUUGAUACACAAAAGGGAUGAAGCAAAUGGAGAGGAAUAUUAUUUUCCGUUCUAUCAGAAUCCAAUUCCUCCCCUGUCGGAAAUCGAUGGACCGUUUGACGUGAAUGAAAUGUACGACUACCAACAAUCCGUUAAUCCGGAUAUGCUUCCGCCUCUGUCACAAAUUUUUAAAAGGAAUGCCUUUCUGGCGUCAUACUAUAACCCAAUUCAGAAGGAGAUAGAAGACAACUUAUCUUCUAAAAGGGGCAUUAUGGGUUUGCCCGUGCAUGGCUUGUUUAGACCGAUGUUCAUUGACCCGACGGUGAGGACCAAAAGAUACGUACUUUCGCUUCCCGAUGUACUUGAAACAAAUGAUAUUGGCGACAAACAAGAGAAUGAAAAUGAAGACAAGCGUUCCGUAGAUGAAGAAGUCCGUGAAAAUUUCGAAAAACGCCAUAUUGGCUCAUUGGCGCGGUUAGGUUUACUACCUUCAUUUAGAUUUUCUGGAGGACGAUAUAGUAGAUCCGGCAGGGCUAGGUUGUUAUUGCCGAGCCAGGAAAUGUACAGGAAGCAUUCCGCUGACGAGAAUUUCGGAAUUAGGGAAUAUCUCACUGCUCCCGAAGCUGAGCCAGCAAGCGAUUCAAACAACGCCGACGUACCGCCGCCGGCAGUACCUCCUUACUCGCACCCGACCGGCCGCAUCCUCCACAGACCGUUAAGCAAUGAUUUACCGCACACCAACCCUUCCUUGCCUUCAUCUCCACUUGCACCAACCAGCUUUAGCGACCCAUUCAUCAAGAACCGAUGGCAGCCCAGCACCAAGGAAUCACCUAAGUUCUACUACUUUAGAUCGUCUAAAAGACCGUACCACACCUCUGGCAAGCGAUACCUGCUGCUUCCUGCCGUAGAUAACAUUCUGCUCAGGAAGACCUACCGCAACAGCGGUUUGCCAAGUCGUCGUAAAAAUCAGUAGCUGUGCGGAUGCCCGCUAGGAAAUGCUCAGAUUGUCAGAUCUGGCUUUACUAGUGUUGACGAACUCUCAAGUGAUUCUGCGUAAAUUUCCCUGUCCUACAUGAUAAUUGUACGUUGCAUUCAUGUUAUACUUGGUAUAUAUGCACGUUUAUUAUACAAAUUCUUAUUAUUGAACUUUAAUAAUGGAUUGGGAUGUAACUGAUCGACUAAUAGUAAAUUAUUGUAAAGAAUACAAGCCUAUGGAUUAUGGGGUCAGUUACAGGAUAGACAAUAAUCUUAGUAGAUUAUAAAUGUUUUAAUAUAAAUCUUUAAUAAUACUUUCACUAUGUUUACUACGUAUAUUUUUUAAGAGAACCCAAUUUACAAAAAAACGACUUUGGCCAGCCUGAUAACAAUGCUUUCUAUUAAUAUAAGGUACAUAUUUAAGGAUGUCAAUCGCAAAUAUAGGUUUAUAUUUAUUCUAUGACUAUAUAUUAUGAUACUGAAUAUAAGCAGUGACAAUAAAAAUAAAAAACAUAUUUUAAUAAUUCUACCAUUUCAUUAUGAGAAAAAUUAUCUUAUGCUUUAAAAACUUUUAGGAGUAGCUGUGAUAGGAUAUAUCUGAAUUAAUGGGAAAUAUGUAUUUGAAUAUCAUCAUUUUUAAACAGAUUAACGCGAAUACAGUGUACACGUUACCUGAAACUAAGAUACA
This is a messenger RNA of Manduca sexta (tobacco hornworm), 2191 nucleotides long. RefSeq names its product neuropeptide-like precursor 1 (gene NPLP1). The transcript is spliced from 6 exons. The record is from RefSeq and is a predicted model, not a curated record. Lineage: Eukaryota; Metazoa; Arthropoda; Insecta; Lepidoptera; Sphingidae. The coding region runs from base 89 to 1501 and encodes 470 amino acids.